Messenger RNA from Apus apus (common swift), 2341 nucleotides. RefSeq names its product IST1 factor associated with ESCRT-III (gene IST1). The coding region runs from base 289 to 1380 and encodes 363 amino acids. NCBI's taxonomy places the organism in Eukaryota, Metazoa, Chordata, Aves, Apodiformes, Apodidae. The transcript is spliced from 10 exons. Gene Ontology annotation, biological process: protein transport. The record is from RefSeq and is a predicted model, not a curated record.
CGACCGGCUGUUUCGCCCCGCAGCCGCGCGUCCCUCCGCUGGCGCACGUAGUCCCCGGGCGCCGCUCUCCUCGCCGCCGCCGCUUCUCGCCGCCGCCGCCGCCCCGGUGCAGCAGGCGGUUCGUGCGGCCUUGUCGCUGCAGCUGCCGCGCCAGGCCGGCUGUGCCCCGCCUCGGGCGCGGGGAGCGCCCGCUCCGCCGAUCCCUCCGCACGCAGUGAGGUGGUGCGGCCGCGGCCGCCAUUUUGGGAGCCUGGAGCUCGAGGGGAGCGGCGGCCGAAAGCGUUGAUCAUGUUGGGCUCUGGGUUCAAGGCCGAGCGCCUGCGGGUCAACCUGCGCCUCGUCAUCAAUCGCCUCAAACUCCUGGAGAAAAAGAAGACUGAGUUGGCCCAGAAGGCGAGGAAGGAGAUUGCAGAUUAUCUGGCAGCUGGAAAAGAUGAGCGUGCCAGGAUUCGCGUGGAGCACAUCAUCCGUGAAGACUACCUUGUGGAGGCCAUGGAGAUCCUGGAGCUGUACUGUGACCUGCUGCUCGCCCGCUUUGGCUUGAUCCAGUCCAUGAAGGAGCUGGAUUCUGGCCUGGCAGAAGCAGUGUCUACACUGAUUUGGGCUGCACCACGGCUCCAGUCGGAGGUGGCUGAGUUGAAGAUUGUUGCUGACCAGCUGUGUGCCAAGUACAGCAAGGAGUACGGGAAGCUGUGCCGGACAAACCAGAUCGGGACAGUCAAUGACAGGCUGAUGCACAAGCUGAGUGUCGAGGCACCGCCCAAGAUCCUGGUGGAGAGAUACCUCAUUGAGAUUGCCAAGAACUACAAUGUGCCUUAUGAGCCUGACUCAGUGGUGAUGGCUGAAGCCCCUGCAGGCGAAGAGGCAGUUCUGAUUGAUGUGGGAUUCACAGACGAUGUGAAGAAGGGUGGCUCUGGAGGAGGAGGUGGAUUCACAGCCCCAAUGGUUCCCCAUGAUGGACUAGUACCCAUGCCAGUGAUGAUGCCUAUGCCCAUGCCAACACCAAAUCCACCCUUCUCCUACCCACCUCCCAAGGGACCGGACAACUUCAAUGGCCUACCAGUGGGGACCUACCAGCCUUUCCCCGACAUCCAUCCACCACCAAUUCCAGCCAACCCACCAACAUAUGAGUCUAUCGAGGAGCCCAGUGCUGACAAGGACGCCCCCGCGCCGGCGCCUGGGCCCAGGCCCAAAUCUGAAGCUUCUCCUAAACCAGGAGCUGGAGUUCCUGAUGCCUCGGAUAACUUUGUGCUGCCCGAGUUACCAUCAGUGCCAGACACGCUGCCAACAGCCUCUGCUGGUGCCAACUCCUCUGCCUCUGAAGACAUUGACUUUGAUGAUCUUUCUCGGAGAUUUGAGGAGCUAAAGAAGAAAACAUAAAGCUGCCUGGGCUGUAACUCUGGUGUGAGGGGCAGGAGCUGUGGCAGCUGCUUCUCUCUGGAACAGACUCUCCUUCAAACUGGUUUCCUCUAUUAACCUCAAAUGAACAGGCUCUCCUUUUUGAGCUCUCUUCUGCUGUACUUUAACCAAAUGCUGCCGCUUUCCCCAUCUUGGUUGCUCCAGGUAGUGAACUGUGGGGAAUCUUGUGAGGCUGGAGCAGGGAGCCGCCCCUCUCAGUCUGGGUGGUUGGAAAGCUGUGCCUGAUGCUCUGAUGCUGUUCCUGGUUGCUUCCCAUGAAGAAGGGAGGCGAAGGCUGGACAGGACAGGGCUUUCUUCUCUCUCCUGGAGGUAUCAGGGCAGCAUCCCCCGCAAGCUCUGCUUGAGGACCUGUUGGUUGGCUGGUUGGAUGGUGUCCCUUGGUGAAGACUUAAAAUGAAUUGGGGUGGGGGGCAGGUUGAUGGGGGGAUGUGGUGUGCCCCCCAGGCGCUGCAGCACGGCUGCCAUGGCUGCCAGCUUCUGGCCCCAGCUGCAUCUGGCUGCAGUUUGCCAUGGAAGCUGGUGUGCUCUGGCUCCCACUGGACUUGGUGGUCCUGUGGCUGUGUUCUUGGGGGUCUGUUCCUGUUCAUGGGGCAGCUCUUCUGUUCCCCCUGAAGGUGCUGGGAGCACUGUGGGGGGUGCUGGGCCAUGUCACUGGGCACUGAAGGUGUACAGAGAGCUGAAAUGGGGGGGAGUCCAAGGGUCCGUGGGGCAGUGACUUCACUGACCCCAGGGUGAGGGGAGAGGGGUCUCUGCCGCUGUGCUCUGCCCGGGGCAGCUGCUGCUCCUGCCGGCAGGGCUGCUGCGGGCACCGUGUACUUGUGUAACCUGGCUGUAGAUAACACUUUGACACAACUUUUCUUUGGGGUUUUCGGUUCAUUUGUACCUCGUGGGUCAGUUCCUAAUAAAGCCUGGGUUGUGAGCA